Cryptotermes secundus is the source of this 2811-nucleotide messenger RNA. RefSeq names its product Down syndrome cell adhesion molecule-like protein Dscam2. The record is from RefSeq and is a predicted model, not a curated record. The transcript has 15 exons. NCBI's taxonomy places the organism in Eukaryota, Metazoa, Arthropoda, Insecta, Blattodea, Kalotermitidae. Gene Ontology annotation, biological process: axon guidance; homophilic cell-cell adhesion; dendrite self-avoidance. Bases 1 to 2526 code for a protein of 841 amino acids. Gene Ontology annotation, cellular component: axon; plasma membrane. Gene Ontology annotation, molecular function: cell-cell adhesion mediator activity.
AUGUGGGUGCAUAAAGAGCGCGUUCACAGGAAGGGAAACGGGUCACGUGUCCAACAGCAUAACGCCUUUGUCCUGCAGUACUACGAGCUGCAAGUGUACUACAACAGAAACGUGAUCCGGGGGAACACGGCUGUGCUCAAGUGUACAAUACCGAGUUUCGUCCGGGAAUACAUCACUGUCACAUCUUGGGUCCAGGACUCCAAGUUCAACAUAUACCCGACUACAAAGGGCGAGGGGAAGUACCACAUGCUGCCGUCUGGGGAGCUGCUCAUCCGACGAGUGGAUGAUGAGGAUAAGUUCCGCAGCUACCAGUGUCGGGCUGUCAACAGGCUGACAGGGACCACCUUGCUGAGUGGUGGCCGAGCAAAGUUCUCCGUGACAGAUCCCCCCGUCGCGUCUGCCCCGCGGCCGUUGGAGAAGCAAGCCUCCAUGCAGGUUCGCAAGGACCAGACAGCCGUGCUGCCGUGUUACGUCGAGGGGAACCCCCCACCUGCAAUCAGGUGGUUUCGCCAAGACCAUCACCAGCUGCGCGCCCUUGCAGAAGCAGACGACCGCAUAUACAGAGCAGGGGAAUGCCUGAUUAUCCAGCACGUUGUGGAGAGUGACGCUGGGCGGUGGGUAUGUGUGGCCAACAACACCGCAGGGGUGGAACGCAUGGACGUCGUCCUACACGUCACGUCGCCUCUAAACGUUGUCAUACAACCGUCGGGGCAGCUCACCGUGGAUGUAGGAGGCAAAGCAACACUCACUUGCCACGUCAGUGGGUCCUCCCCUCACCUUCCUGCCACGCGAACCUGGCUGAAGGAUGGACACGUCGUUGGUCCUGGAGGGGAGGCUCUCGUCCUCGAGAAGGUGCAGAGGGAGGACGCUGGCAUGUACCAGUGUCUGGUACGCAGUGAGGACGACAGCGCGCAGAGCUCUGUGCAGCUGCGAUUGGGAGCUGCCCAUCCUCAACUUCUGUACAAGUUCAUCUACCAGACGAUGCAGCCAGGACCUCCCGUGUCUCUCAAAUGCAUCGCGACUGGCAACCCAACGCCUCAUAUCACGUGGCAUCUGGACGGCUUCCCGCUGCCGCAAAGCGACAGGUUUGUUAUUGGUCAGUAUGUAACUCUUCAUGGUGACGUCAUCAGUCAUGUAAACAUCAGCAACGUUCAGGUUGAAGACGGCGGGAUCUACCGGUGCACAGCGACCAAUCGCGUAGGAGAGGUCAGCCACUCCGCGGAUAUGCGAGUCUAUGGUCUUCCCUAUAUUCGGCCAAUGCCCAAUAUGUCGGCUGUGGCUGGAGAACGUCUGUACGUGGCUUGCCCUGUUGCCGGCUAUCCUAUAGAGUCCAUCGUCUGGCAGAAAGAUGGACGGCGUCUUCCCCUGAACAGGCGGCAACACAUAUUCCCAAAUGGCACACUGUUACUGGAGAACGUGCAGGGCGACCCUGACCGUGGUAUAUACCGGUGUACUGCGUCCAACAAGCAGGGCCGCACGGCCACGCAGACACUUCCUCUCAAUGUCAUAGCACCUCCGAAAAUUUCCCCAUUUGCUUUUCAAAUGGAUCUGCAUCUCGGAAAUCGCGCUGGUGUGCAAUGUCUUGUCACAAACGGAGACCUGCCCCUGACCAUUGAAUGGAGGAAAGAUGGCGGACCUGUUGACAUGGAUGUGAGCGUGCAGCAGCUGGGAGAAUUCACCAGUUCGCUGAGCAUUGACAGUCUGAGGCCUCAUCAUGCUGGAAACUACACGUGCCUGGCUACGAACUCAGCUGCCCAGGCAUCUCAUUCCUCCAGGCUCCUGGUGAACGUUCCACCACGCUGGGUGUUGGAGCCAAGGGAUCGUAAUGUCACAAGGGAUGAUUCAGUUAUCUUCCAUUGCCAGGCUGAAGGUUUCCCAACCCCAACUUUGACUUGGAGGAAAGUAAUUGGAAGGCAGCCGAAUGAAUACCAGGAUUUGUCGAUCCAUGGUAGAGGUGUACAGAUUUUUCCAAAUGGCACACUCCUGAUACAACCUGUAUUGCAAGAGCACCAAGGUCAGUAUUUGUGUGAAGCCAUCAAUGGUGUUGGGGCAGGCCUCAGCGCAGUUGUCUCCUUGAUUGUACAUGUUCCCCCUGAAUUUGAAGUCAAGUCGGCUCAGUCUAGUGUCCGCCGAGGUUCGUCACAGACUUUACAGUGCCAAGCCAUAGGAGACGGCCCCAUGAGUAUAGAGUGGCAACGUGAAGGCGUUCGGUUUCCCGCUCUUCUUCAGCCCAGAUAUGAGGUGAAGGGAACACCUGUGAAAGGCGGAUAUUUAUCAGAACUACACAUCACCGAUACGGCAAAGUCGGACAGUGGAACAUUCACUUGCAUUGCCAAAAAUCCAUAUGGAAGAGCAGAACGCAUUGUCCAUCUUCAGGUUCAAGAUGCACCUGGUCAACCUCAGGAUUUGCGCGUGGUGGAUACUAGUAGUCGCAGUGUCCAACUGGCAUGGCUGGCACCAAGAGAUGACCGUAGCCCUGUCCUGCAGUAUGUGGUGCAGUACCAACAAGAAUCUAAUUCCCGUUAGUAAUCUGUAAUAUUGCAAUGUCAAGCUUGCAGCCUUCCGCAACAACAAUAUAUACAGUGUUGUUACUUUUCAUAUUUACAGCCUUGUUAAAUUAAUAGAAUUACUUUAAUAGAGGUCAUGUUACUGAUAGACUGUUAUAUCUCACAAGCAAACCACUGGAUGGCAUGCACCCUAGUGACAAGCUUGGAGGGGGCACGUGUGCAGUUCCAUUAUUCAAAAUAUCUAGUGGUGGUAGUAAAGUAAAGUAAAAAAAAGUAAAGUUAUCCCUGUAACAGGCCGUGAAGG